Molecule: messenger RNA, 1801 nt
Organism: Meira miltonrushii
Lineage: Eukaryota; Fungi; Basidiomycota; Exobasidiomycetes; Exobasidiales; Brachybasidiaceae
Exons: 1
Coding region: 356-1726 (456 amino acids)
Source: RefSeq, a predicted model, not a curated record
CAUCUACUCAAAUACUGCCAAGCACAAUGUGAUCACCUUUCAUUCUUUGAUCAAGCAACAUUGCAUAUGGUCUGGUCCUGAUGGAAGAUGAUAAGUGACAAACAUGGAACAGGUGCAGUAAUAGCCAAGAAGGCGUUUAUGAGUAAAUAUGCCGAUUCAUUGAGGAGGCGCUUGAAUCGGAAGGCGCGAGAUGAAUGUUGAAAUGGCAAAAAGACUCUGCUGUCAAUGAAGGAAAAAGUCUGACAUUUGUUUAUAAAGAAUCAGAUUUACAUCUUUCUAAUCUACAACCAUUGUCGUUGUUGUCUGACCCUCACACAAAACUCAUCCCCUUUCCCUAACUUUUACCGCUGACAGAAUGACAGAGCAUAUGAACAGCUACCGUAUUCUCCGUCGAGCUCCUAAUGAUAAUGCUCCAAAAAAUGACAGUAACAGCUCUCAGGUGAGCAACAGUCAAUCACAACAAGCAACCUCAUCAACAUCUCAACACCAAAACUCCACCACGCAAUCACAACAAGCAACUUCAUCAACAUCUCAACACCAGAACUCCACCACAGCUGCGCCAUCCAAAAGUACUUCGGAGUCGCAUUCGAAUUCGGAGCAAGCUUCCCAGCCAUCAACAGCAAGUCCUUCCAAUUCGACUUCUCCUAGUAACAAUAAUAAAAAUAAUGGUGGCAGCAGUAGCAAUCAAGGUCAAAAUAAUGCAACACAAGCACAAACCCAAUCAACUCCAAGCGCAUCUACUCAUGCCGUAUCCAAUUCAACCUCUCCUCAGCCCAAUUCUACGAAUACUACUGCUGCCAGCAAUACGUCCAUUGCGGAUGCUAGCCAGAGUGCAUCAAGAUCCAAUUCAACUGCUGCAGUAAAUGCAAGUACGCCAUCAAACAACUCACAAAUCACAAUUCCAAACACUUCUGGAAGUCAAUUUAGUCCAUUCUCUACUUCAGUGACGGGUGGUCAAUUCGGCAACAUUGGAUCAGGCUCUCAAGAAGACCAUCAUUCUUCCGGCAGCAUCUCACCUGCAACUAUUGCAGGAAUUGCGAUUGGCGGUGUGGCAGCAUUGAUAUUGGUCGUUCUUUGUGUUCUGUUUUGUUAUCGCAAGCGCAAAAAUCAGAAUGAAGUCAUGGAUUAUGAAGAUUUUGAAAAGCAAAAGAGUUUACACAGACUCAGUAAAGAAUCCCUCAGGUUUAAAAGAUUAUCAGGCAGUAGCUCUAUUGUCUUUGAUACCUCUUCCCGACGUAGUUCUGCACCGAGAUUGGACGUCCGCAUGCUUCAACAUCACGUCAGUAUGGAAAGCGAAGAAGAUCGUGCUGCUUCGGCAGGUUUGUCCGGUCUCGAAAGACUUGAAAGAAGAUCAAGAUCAUUGGUUGAUUUCUCAGAUCAAGUUCAUAUCCAUCGUGAACCAGUCAAUGGACCGGAUGAUCAACGAACAGAGGAUGAACGUAUGGAAUUCUUUUUCAUCAAUGAAGGUGCACCUGAAUUGACUGAGCUUGUUCGUAGAUGGAGCUCUUCCUCCAUAGCACCUUCACAUAGAACGUCAAACUCCUUACCUGGUUUGGCUCUACACAAGAUUGUAACCAACAGUGGAGAGCAAUCACCUCACGAAGAGCGUCAUGAAGGACCGUUUGAAGCAGCAACGAAUCGUAGUAGCGUGAUUCAUUUGACAGAACCUUCUAAAGAAACACGAAACUUUUCGCGAAAUAGCAUCUUAAGCAACCUCUCUGCGUAAUGAUACCUUUUUAAUAGCUCUAACUCAUAAUGACAUUGAUGUAAAAGAAAUAUCAUAAAUGAAGUGAUAUGAAAG